AUGCCUGAUAUAAGUUUUUCGACUGUUAGAAGAGAUGUAACUACUAAUGUUGACCUAGGCUGUUUAAAUGUAAGUGAUGAUAUUGAACGUGAACUUCGUGAUAAAAUUUCGUUAUUGGACCGUUCAAAUGGUACUGAUGACUUUCGUCAGAAAUGUGAAGAAAUAAAUAAUUUUUUAGAUGAACAAAAGGAUGUUUAUAAGGUGUGUUAUCAACACAGUUACAAACAAAGGUUGUGGUAUAUUCCGAAAAUAAUCGAGGAAUUAUUAUCAAAAUCUACGAAAUAUCCUAAAUGUCCUCAACGAUGGACAUCGGAACCAGAAAAAGCCACUAAAUUGACAGUUAAAGAGGAAAAAUCACAUGAUAAAAAUGAAAAACCUGAAACAAAAACAAAAGCAGAAAAUGUUUCUGAAUUACCUCAAAACUCUGCAAUACCAAGAAGUGCAGAUGCAACUCCUGAUUUAGGAACUGAACAAAAAGCAGAUCGUCCUAAUGCAUCUCCUGCUGUUGAGGCGCUUCCCCCAAAUCAAUCUUCUUCACAUGAUUCCCAAAUUACAGAGGAAAAUGCUGUUAAAUAUGCUAUUAUAAUAUAUGUUAAUGAGGAUAGUCUAGUUUUACCCAACGUGCCUGACAAUCAUGCGUUGGGUGAUACGAAAUUUUGUGUUGGAAAUUUUGAUAAGGUUGAAAAAGAUGAUACGUUAUGUUAUGGUGAUGGGUCUGUUAAAUAUGUAACACUCGAACAUGAACCAGAUGAUGAAAAUCCUGAUGAUUAUGUUACAUUUAAGCUACUUUCUAAAUUAAGUUCACAUAAUCCAGAUAAUAAAUCUAGACCAACAAAUAUCCCUCAGCCGAAUAACUGCAUUGCUAAUUCUCAGCUAGCUGCUUCCACGCCACUCCCAUCUGUUGAACCUCAUUGA
Plasmodium vivax (malaria parasite P. vivax) is the source of this 915-nucleotide messenger RNA. RefSeq lists its product as hypothetical. The transcript has a single exon. NCBI's taxonomy places the organism in Eukaryota, Apicomplexa, Aconoidasida, Haemosporida, Plasmodiidae. The coding region runs from base 1 to 915 and encodes 304 amino acids. The record is from RefSeq and is a predicted model, not a curated record.